UCCAGUCAAAUUCAUCGGAAAGUUCAUCGCCCUUGUGGAAACCCCCAAAGGACGCAUGACCACUGCGACGUUUUACGUUGUACGACCAAGACAUUGCAACAACAACAGCAGCUCUAACCUUAUUUCAUUGCAAACUGCCCAAGAUUUAGGCCUUGUAAGCCUACAUCUGAACAAAAUUACUAUCAGCGACACUGAUUUGAAUAAUCUUUUAAACAAACAUAGCAAAGUUUUUGAUGGCCUAGGAUGCUUGCAUGGAGAACCAGUCAAACUGAGUAUUAAUGACAAACACCAACCUAAAGCACAGCCAGUCCGUCGAAUUCCGUACCACAUGAGGAAAAAAGUAGAAGCUGCCCUACAAGAUUUGGAAGAGGAAGGCAUAAUAGAGCGAAUUCCUGAACAUGAGGGUACUCCCUGGGUAUCCCCUAUUGUUGCCGUCCCCAAAAAGGAUGGAAAAGUGCGGAUAUGUGUUGACAUGCGCCUUGCAAAUGAAGCCAUAGAGAGGGUUAGACACCCUAUACCGACAGUCGAUGAUGUUCGAUUUGAGCUAAAUGGAGCAAAGUUUUUUACAAAACUGGAUUUGCAGCAGGCUUACCAUCAAUUGCCACUUCAUGAGAGCAGUCGAUCUAUCACCACAUUCAACACACAUGUUGGCCUUUUCCGUUAUCAACGACUGGCCUAUGGCAUAAAUGCUUCAGCAGAAAUAUUUCAGUAUGCUCUACAAACCCAGUUACAAGGACUUAAUGGCGUAAAAAACAUCGCUGACGACAUCCUAGUUUAUGGAAAAACCCGUGCUGAGCAUGAUGCAAAUUUGGAAAAGUGUUUACAACGCCUUGAAAACAGAGGACUAACACUCAAUUAUGGAAAGUGUAAAUUUUUGAGCACCACACUUGAAUUCUUUGGCCAAAUUUUUAGUAAGGAUGGCACUUGUCCAGAUCCAAAACACAUAAAGGAUGUUGUGGAUGCCCCUGUACCAAAAAAUGUUCAUGAAGUACGCAGCUUACUAGGCAUGGCAAAUUACAGCAGCCGCUACAUUGCAAAUUUUGCUACACUUACAGCACCUCUACGCGACUUGACAAAGAAGAAUGCUCAAUUUCAGUGGACUGAUGCUCAUCAAUUAGCUUUUAUUCAACUUAAGGAUGCACUUACGUCAGCACCCUGUAUGGCCUACUUUGACAAGGAUAAAGAAACUUCAUUACUUGUCGAUGCAAGCCCAGUUGGAAUUUCUGCAAUCCUAUCGCAGAAGCCAAGAAAUUCCACUCAAGCUCCACAAGUCGUCGCAUAUGCAAGCCGCUCGUUAACUGCAGUUGAGCAGCGUUAUUCACAAACCGAAAAAGAAGCAUUGGCCAUUGUAUGGUCCAUCGAACAUUUUCAUCUGUUUUUGUAUGGAGCAGAAUUUACCUUAAUCACUGAUCACAAGCCCUUAGAAAUUAUUUAUGGUCGCAAGAACUCACGACCAUCUGCACGCAUAGAGAGAUGGGUAUUACGACUUCAGUCUUACUCAUUUAAAGUUAUCUACAAGUCUGGAGCUGACAAUCCUGCAGACUUUCUAUCCAGACACCCUUCACAUGUCGCUAUUGACUGUCAUCAUGACACAGAAGAGUACAUCAACUUCAUAGUGAGCAACAGUGUUCCAAAAGCGAUGACACUUAAGGAGAUAUCCGAUGCUACUAAUGAAGACAGAGUUCUAAAGGGACUUCGUGCAGCCAUUCGUUCCAAUCGCUGGAACACUGACAAUGUUGAAAAAUAUCGACCAUUUAAAGAUGAACUCGUCAUAAGUACAAACAACAUUAUAUUGAGAGGAUCAAGGAUAAUACUUCCAGAAAGUCUACAGAAGCGAGCGAUUGACAUUGCCCACGAAACACACCAAGGCUUAUCAAGAACCAAAGCGCUACUACGAGAAAAGGUAUGGUUUUUCGGGAUAGAGGAACUUGUUAAAAAAACGAUAGAUUCCUGUCUUGCAUGCCAAACUGUGAGUCGAUCAUCUCCACCAGAACCAAUUCAACCGUCUGCUAUGCCAGAAGAACCAUGGCACACAGUACAUGUUGAUUUCUAUGGACCACUGCCAUCUAAUGAUUAUCUACUUGUCGUAAUCGAUCGUUACUCACGUUAUCCUGAAGUAGAGGUUAUUCGUUCAACGAAAGCCUCUGCUGUGAUUCCAAAACUUGACAAAAUAUUUGCUACCCACGGUAUUCCACUAAUAUUAAAGUCGGACAAUGGCCCACUGUUUAGCAGUGAUGAAUUUGCCAGAUACCUGAAAGCAUUAGGAAUUACACACAAUCCUGUUACACCCUGCUGGCCCCAGGCCAACGGUGUUGUUGAACGCUUUAAUCAGCCUUUGAGUAAGACACUCCAAACAGCAGUUGUGGAAGGGAGGAUAUGGAGGCAAGAGCUUAAUCGAUUCUUGCUGCAGUAUCGCACCACUCCACACACUGUCACAAAGGUUGCACCAUGCGAGUUAUUGUUCAAUCGGAAGGUACAUGGAAAACUUCCCAUUAUUGACAACAAAUUGGUGAUAGACAGACACAAAGAAGCCAGGGAAAACGAAGAAAAGAGCCAAAAUUACCAUAAACAGUAUGCAGACAACAGAAGAAAUGCUACAAAAAGCACGAUUAUAGUUGGCGAUACAGUAAUUGUCAAACAACAACGAAGAAACAAGCUGUCUACACGGUUUAAUGAAACUCCAUAUACCGUUAUCAGCAGAAAAGGCACUCGUGUAGUUGCAGAAAAUGGUAAAGGACAUCGAAUUACCAGAAACGUGUCACAUUUCAAGAAGUUCAAUGCAGACAAAGUUAAUCUUGCAGAUGAAAGAAGUACAGAUUCAGAAGAUGAAGAAUACAGAUCAAGAACAGGAAAUAAUGAUGGCAAAGAGAAAGAGCAAGUGCAGGAAAAUGAAGCCCAACAAGAAAGGCCAAGAAGACAACGACGUCCACCAGUAAGGUUUGGUUAUCCAAUUCCUUCACAGCUGGUAAAAUGAACAUUAACAAACAAUUUUCUUGAUUGACAUUUACGUUCUAAUUUGUUUACAUACAUAUUUACUCUUUUAAAAAAGGGGAGGUGAUGUUAUAAUGUACUUAUUUACUGUACUAUGCCCCUUAUAAUAAUGUACUCAUAUACGCCCAUGUAACCGUUUACUUAAUUUGGAUUGAAUUGAAUGAUGAGUUAGUUGCUGAUGUGUUCUGUUGCAGUUGAGUUAAAAGUAUAAAGAGAGUUUUUAUCUUACAGCCUCCUGCGGUAAUCUA
This is a messenger RNA of Rhopilema esculentum, 3239 nucleotides long. NCBI's taxonomy places the organism in Eukaryota, Metazoa, Cnidaria, Scyphozoa, Rhizostomeae, Rhizostomatidae. The record is from RefSeq and is a predicted model, not a curated record.